This is a messenger RNA of Papaver somniferum (opium poppy), 2860 nucleotides long. RefSeq lists its product as uncharacterized. Lineage: Eukaryota; Viridiplantae; Streptophyta; Magnoliopsida; Ranunculales; Papaveraceae. The transcript has 6 exons. Gene Ontology annotation, molecular function: protein binding. The record is from RefSeq and is a predicted model, not a curated record. Bases 56 to 2575 code for a protein of 839 amino acids.
UACCCCUACCACCUGAUUUCUAUCCCUCUCUCUCUCUCUCUCUCUAUCAUCGAUCAUGUCUGCUGCUAGAGAAAUAGCAGGUGCUAAUCAAUCUCGCCAGGAGAUGAUGGAUCCUGUGGUUGAAUCUCUUGGUAGGCUUGAAGCUUUACUUAAAGUACUCGUCGAAUCGCAAGUACAUACUCAACAUCAACUAUCACAAAUUGUAAGAAACACUAGUAUCACAGAGUAUAAUUAUGAGAAAGACAAAGUUAUCCAAAGCCCGUCAUCAGUAUCAUCUAAUUUUGUAGCUUUAGCGCCACCGUUGAAACUUGAAGAUCAAGAUACUCUCAGCGCUAAUGCCAUAAAUAAUUUUUCGGUAAACAUGGAAAGGCCAUUCUUAGUGUAUGAGGAGGAGAUUACACAGGUGAAACACGAUGAUCGUAAAGAACAAGAGCUGCAGCCAUUUGAAUUUCGCCAGCAACUGGAAACCAUUAGUGACUUCGCGGGACAACAAAGGGCUCUAAACCAGAAGUUUAAACUAGAUGAAGAGGGAGAUCAAACAUAUGUUUUGGAUGAAUUCAAGCAUCUAUUCAAUGCAGCAAAAUGUGGUGACUGUGAAUUUUUGAAGAAGAAUCCGCAAAUGCUUGCACAAGUCAUUACUACUGAUAUGCGGACAGCUUUGCAUGUAGCUGUGUUUAAUAUGCGGUUUACGUUCGUAGAAGAGAUUGUGAAACUCAUUCCCCCAAAAGCGCUUGAAUGCAAAACAAGAGAGGAGGGUUACACAGCACUUCAUCUUGCGGCCAUGUAUGGAUACGCUAAAACCGCUGAGGUGAUGGUAAGGGAAAAUCCUAAACUGACCCAGAUAGAAGACGGGGAUGGAUCUGUACCCCUUGAUACCGCUCUAACAUCAGUUACAGUCGGACAAAGAAAGACAGUUGAAUAUCUUUAUUCUGUGACUAGGCAUGACCACCCAAGUCCAUUCUCCGGCCAACGUGGUGCUAGUCUUUUGUGUAACACUAUUGAAGUCGGUUUCUACGAUAUAGCAUUGCUUAUUGUCCAACGAUAUCCCCAGUUGAUCAUUGAAAGAAGCAAAUAUAGCAAGGUAAGUGGAUUAGAGUUGAUGGCAGAGAGGCCGUUUGCAUUCAAAAGUGGAGCCAGGCUCACGUUUUGGGGACGCUUCUUCUAUUCAUCAGUUUACCACAUGGAUUCGACAGACGACCAUGGCGCCCAAAUAAACAACACUCAUGUAAAUGAGAGCUUCAAAGGCAUCAAUAUAGAUGAAGAGAACCCUCACCAAAAGUUUGAAGGUUCUUAUAGAAAUCAAGUACACCUAUCAGAGAGUUCAGAAAACAUGGAAGGUGGUAACGAAAAACUUCCGAAGAGCUCAGAUAGUAAUAAAAGAAAAUUGAUCAUGGUCUUCUUGGCUUACCUAAUGCGCUACAUGAUAACGUGUUCACCAGCGCGUCGUAUCAAACACUCCUUCAAACAGUUGUACAAUGAAAAGGUGAUGCAUAAACAAGCCAAAGACUUGGUAAAAUGUAUGCUUACACAUCUCAAAAGAAAAAUGAACAAGAGACAAGUAAUGGAUUUUUUUGAUAAGUCUAGCGUCAUUAAAACGGCUAUCAAGCAGGGAACUAUAGAAUUUGUGGAAGAGUACAUUGAAAUCUUUCCAUUUCUUAUUUGGAAUGAUAUGGCGGGACAAUCAAUGAUGGAAAUGGCCAUGGAUGAGCGAAAUGAAAUGAUUGUGAAUCUCAUAUGUGAUGCUAGUGAAGAAGACAAGAGCGACCUAGUUUGUAGAUAUGAUAUAAAGGGUAACACCAUCUUACAUCAUGCUGCCAAGUUAGCACCUUCCGUUCAGCUUAAUUCGGUCUCGGGUGCAUAUCUUCAGAUGCAACGAGAACUGCAGUGGUUUAAGGGGGUCGAAAAUAUGAUGCCGGAAAAAAAUAAGUUCAAUAGAAACAGAAAUGGUGAUACAGCUCAAUAUAUAUUUACAGAGGAGCACAUGGAGUUAAAGGAGAAAGGAGAAAAAUUGUUGAAAGAUACAUCUGGAUCCUGCAUGGUAGUAGCCGCGCUCAUUGCUACUGUAGCAUUUGCAGCUGCUUUUACCGUACCAGGAGGUAAUAUAAGUGAUAUUAAUAGCGUUAAGAAUGGUGUCCCAGUUUACUUGGGAAGUGCUUCAUUUCUAGCCUUUGCAGUGGCAGAUGCCUUAGCUCUUUUCUCAUCUGUCACGUCAGUAUUAAUGUUCUUGGCCAUAUAUACUUCUCGGUAUGCAGAAGUUGACUUUCUAAGAUCAUUGCCACAGAAAUUGUUAGUGGGGCUUGUCAGUCUCUUCGUAUCGAUGGCCACCAUAUUGAUAGCUUUUGGUGCGUCAUUAUAUAUCGUGCUUGGAAAUAGGCUCCCAUGGGCACCAAUUCCUAUAGCUUUGCUCAGUUGUGUUCCUUUUAGCUUGUUUACGUUAUUACAAUUACCAUUAUUUUCUGAAAUGAUACGUUCCACGUAUUGGGGUAUUCCGCUUCAGAAACAUAAAUAUAUCUUCAGCAAACAAGUAAAUAUACGACGAAAGGGAACUGAAUUUAGGAGAAAAAGAUUAAGUUAAGUUCUCCCAGAUCUCCACGACCAACAUUUUUAAAGCGCCUUACAUCCCGUGAAGUGGUUGUUAAACUCGUAGGGGUAACAUAAGUCAUUCUGUCAAUCAGUUAGUAUCUUUUGGCGGUCAUUCCUGGUAUUUCUACAUGAGUUUGUCAAAUCUAUAUUUUCAAGCAAGUUAUUGCAUGCGGUUAUCACGCUACCUUCAAUUGAAAUUUAUUUGUGAAUAUUUGUGGUUUAUCAGAUCUUUUUGUUAUACAACAUUAUAAGAUAAUUUUAAGAGGUUAUUUGGUUU